GGUACAGUCGCCUGAGGUGGGGCUAUGCUCUUCCAGAAUGCCAUGUUCCCCAACACGCUUCUCCAACGAAUCACAUCAACCGUUUCGCAACCUCACUUCAUCAACACGCAAGCCAUCCUUCCACCUUUAACUCUUCCGUCCAACCAUGUCGUCCUCGUACCCAGAACCCAUCACCCUCCCAGCGGCUUCGCCCAACCAAACAUACGUCUCCAUCUCUGCCCUUGAAGGCGGCCAACUCACCCUCCCCGAAAAGCUCUUCGUCACAGACGCAGAUCCCGAAAAGCGCGCUACAGUUCCCUCUUUAUCAUUUCUCAUCCAACAUGCUUCCGCAUCCUCUUCCUCUUCCUCCGCCUCCAAACCGCAUAAACUGGUCUUCGACCUCGGCCUCAAGCGAGAUUUCACCAGCUACCGCGACGCGCAGCAACACCACAUCUCGCAGCGCCAACCGACAAUUGUGAGUCCCGACGUAGCCGAGAGUUUGAGAAAAGGUGGACUAGGGCCUGAAGAAAUUGACACCGUGGUGCUGAGCCAUGUGCAUUGGGAUCAUGUGGGCACGCCGAGCGACUUCUCAAACGCUGAAUUCGUCGUCGGAAGCGGGACCAUGCAUCUUCUAGCCAACGGUGGAGGCCCCCUAUACCCUGCUGAAAUAUUCAACCCCGACGAACUACCUAAGCACAGAACAAAAGAAUUACCGCCCGCGCGAGAAGAAGACCACCCCAAGGCUUUCUCAAAACAAACCUCCCACACCUGGUCCCCGCUCGCCGGCUUCCCCGCCGCCAUCGACUUCUACGCCGACGGCAGUCUGUACGUCAUCGAUGCGCCCGGCCACCUUCCAGGACACGUCAACAUCCUCGCACGCACGGCGCCGGGGAAAUGGGUCUACCUCGGCGGCGACUGCUGCCACGACCCGCGCAUCCUGUCCGGCGAAAAGGGCAUUGCGAUGUACGAUGACGGCAGAGGCGGGUUGCGAAGCGUGCAUGCGGACACGGAUACAGCGGCGCAGACGGUGAAGAGGAUAGCGAGGCUGCUGAAGCAAGGGAGUGUGAGGGAGGAGGGGGAUGGGGAGGUCGAGGUCGAGGUGGUGGUGGCGCAUGAUGGGGUGUGGCGAGGGAGGAAUUCUGCGAGGUUUUGGCCGGGCGUGCUGUAGGUAGUAAAGGAUAGGGAUUGUGGGCUUGGCGCAGGGGAGCGGCGUACAGAUACGACAAGCUCGACGGUCACCUCAUCCUAUCAGAAAGAAGCUUUCCUCAUCUUCGCAAAAUUAAUCAUAUCUAGACUUGCUGAACUUGUUGUAAUGUACGCCGUUAUGCAAAUUCAAUGUUCUGCUUGCCUCUUAUCUUUUCUUCUGCUUAGCCG
Messenger RNA from Trematosphaeria pertusa, 1353 nucleotides. Its product is annotated as Metallo-hydrolase/oxidoreductase. NCBI's taxonomy places the organism in Eukaryota, Fungi, Ascomycota, Dothideomycetes, Pleosporales, Trematosphaeriaceae. The transcript has a single exon. The coding region runs from base 146 to 1147 and encodes 333 amino acids. The record is from RefSeq and is a predicted model, not a curated record.